This is a messenger RNA of Pseudophryne corroboree (corroboree frog), 2843 nucleotides long. Its product is annotated as gastrula zinc finger protein XlCGF26.1-like. The coding region runs from base 656 to 2440 and encodes 594 amino acids. The transcript has 8 exons. The record is from RefSeq and is a predicted model, not a curated record. NCBI's taxonomy places the organism in Eukaryota, Metazoa, Chordata, Amphibia, Anura, Myobatrachidae.
UUGCAGUCUGAAUGCAGUAAUCAUCAUCGUGCCCGAAGCGUAACCCGCCCCCUGACGUCACAGGUGCCUUAGCCCACUAGGAUUUAGCAGCUGCACAGCGAUGGAAACCAAAAGGGAACCAACCCAGCAAUCACCCGGAAGUUGUCGAUGUAGAGAGUGGAAGUCAGGUGAAACCAGGUAAAAAGCACAGAGCGGAAGUCAGGUGGAAGUUGAAACGCACAGCACGGAAGUCAGGUGGAAGUUGAAACGCACAGCAUGGAAGUUGGAACGCACAGUCCGAAAAUACGGUGGAACGCACAGGCCGGAAGUCAGCUGUUUCACUUUUCUGAGCGAGAAAGCGGAAGUAGAAGCGGUGCCCGAGAACUGCCUGCCGGAUUACACAGUUGUGAAGUAGACAUCCGGUGAGCAAGUUACACCCAGCAGCAGCCCUCUUGUGUCAGGAAGACUGAGCAGGACCCAGUGACCCAUCACGGAGCCUCCUCCUCAUUCACUGAUACAUGAGAGAUACAAUGACCAGAAGAUCCUGGAAAUCACCAACAAGAUCAUUCAGCUGCUGACUGGAGAGGUUACUAUAAGGUGUCGGGAUGUCCCUAUCUUUCUAUGCAUGGAGGAGUGAGAGUAUUUAGAGGAACACAAGGAUCUGUACAAGGAUGUGAUGAUGGAGAAUCACCAACUCCGUACGUCACUAGAUGAAUACAGUACCAGAGAAACACCAGAGAGUUGUCCCCUUCCACUUUAUUCACAGAAGGGAACAGAAGAGAAUCACAGGACCCCACAAGAGGAUCAGGGUGAUGACCUUACUGAUAUUAAGGUAGAAAAUACAGAAGGAGAAGAGACGUAUGUGAGGGGUGAUCAGCAGUGUAAGAAGGAGGAAAUCCCUGCAGAUAUCAGGACAUCAGGUGGAUCCAGUAAAAGAGAUUCCCCAGAGAGAUGUCCCCGUCCUCCUUAUUCACAGGAUUGUACAGAGGAGAAUCACAGGAUCCCACAGGAGGAUCAGUGUGAAGGUCUGGCUGAUAAUAAGGUAGAAGAUAUGGAAGAAGAAGAAAAGAUGUAUGUGAGGGGUGUUCAGCAGUGUAAGGAGGAGGAAAUCCCUACAGAUAUCUGCACAGAUGGACACUGCAAGAUGAAUAACUCAGAGGAACGUCUCUGUUUACCAGCAGAUGGUGACAUCAAAGAUGACAUCACACAACUUUCUCUAAGAGAAAACUCUGUUACUCCAAUGACAAAUUCAGUACUACUUAGUUCACAUAUGUCAUCUGUUUCCACUUAUCAUGAGGAAUCUUCCCCUGACAGUGUCACAUCUAUUACAACUCUUAAAGAAGAUAAGACAUUUUCCUGUUCUGUAGAUCAGACAUAUUUUACACAGAUCACAAAGCCUAUUACCCAUCAGCCAAGUAAUCCAAGUGAGAAUCCAUUUCUGUGUUCUGAGUGUGGGAAAUGUUUUACGCAGAAAGCACAUCUUGUUAUACAUAAUAGACUUCACACAGGUGAGAAGCCAUUCUCAUGCUCUGAGUGUGGGAAAUGUUUUACAUAUAAAUCACAACUUAUUACACAUAAUAGACUACCAUUUUCAUGUACUGAGUGUGGGAAAUGUUUUCCAAAGAAAGAACAUCUUGUCAUACAUCAGAGAAGUCACACGCGUGAGAAACAGUUUUCAUGUUCUAAGUGUGGGAAAUGUUUUACACAGAAAUCACAACUCGUUGCACAUGAGAGAAGACACACAGGUGAGAAACCAUUUCCAUGUUCUGAGUGUGGGAAAUGUUUUACACAGAAAUCACAUCUCGUUAUACAUGAGAGAAGUCACACAGGUGAGAAACCAUUUCCAUGUUCUGAGUGUGGGAAAUGUUUUGCACAGAAAUCAGAUCUUGUUGCACAUGAGAGAAGUCACACAGGUGAGAAACCAUUUCAAUGUUCUGAGUGUGGGAAAUGUUUUACACGGAAAUCACAUCUCGUUAUACAUGAGAGAAGUCACACAGGUGAGAAACCAUUUCCAUGUUCUGAGUGUGGGAAAUGUUUUGUACAGAAAUCAGAUCUUGUUGCACAUGAGAGAAGUCAUACAGGUGAGAAACCUUUUCCAUGUUCCGAGUGUGAGAAAUGUUUUAAACGGAAAUCGGAUCUUGUUACACAUGAGAGAAGUCACACAGGUGAGAAACCAUAUCAGUGUUCUGAGUGUGAGAAAUGUUUUUCACAGAAAUCUGCACUUGUUACACAUGAGAGACGUCACACAGGGGAGAAACCAUAUCAGUGUUCUGAGUGUGGGAAAGGUUUUUCACAGAAAUUUGCCCUUGUUACACAUGAGAGAUGUCACACAGGUGAGAAACCAUUUCUAUGUUCUGAGUGUGGGAAAUGUUUUACACAGAAAUCAGCUCUUCGUAAACACCUUAAAACUCACAUAGGAGAAAAGCUAUUUAAAUUAGGUGCUAAACAUAUGAAGCAUUAAUACUUUAAAUAUUGUGGAUGCGUUUAUAUGAAUUAUAAAAAAUAAAAAAAAAGACAAAUACUUUUACAGAGUGUAUACUCAAAGGUAUUUUGACAACACAUAAAUUACUUGGCAUAUGCAGAUUUUUACCAUAAGUGGAAUAUAUAUGAUCGAUAUCAAUAUAAGAUUACAGCAUCUCUCUUGUGUGGACUUUUUGUUUUUUUAAAUAGUGUUUUUAUUGAGAGAGGUAUAACAUAGUUACAAUCAUUUGACAGAGCUGUUUAUUAGGACAAGAACACAUGUUGACUAUCAAAGCAUAGUCAAUUGCAGUACGGUUAAUGUUAAACAUCAAUACAAAAUGCAUUGCGUCUGGAUUUAUCUUAUUAAUGCUUUGUCAUGAAAAUAAAUUUAUAUUGUAAUUGUA